Thunnus maccoyii (southern bluefin tuna) is the source of this 2917-nucleotide messenger RNA. Its product is annotated as thyroid receptor-interacting protein 11. The coding region runs from base 363 to 1355 and encodes 330 amino acids. The record is from RefSeq and is a predicted model, not a curated record. The transcript is spliced from 8 exons. NCBI's taxonomy places the organism in Eukaryota, Metazoa, Chordata, Actinopteri, Scombriformes, Scombridae.
UCUAAUGUCAAAUCAAACGUCAAAUUGGUGCAUGAAACAUGUUGUAAUUUUCCUUUUUUAUUUAAGUAGUGGGCCAAAUGGCAACAAAAGACAUCAGGCCCAAACAGACACACACACCCACCAGCGGCACGCCUCGCCUCCGUGUUAUGAAAACAGUAGCUUAGAUUAAUGCUUAAACUUGCCCUCUUUAGUUGUGCUCCAGAUACGAGUCUUCUUCAACACAGACUGGUUUAAAGCGGAGAGAGAGUUAAAUAUUGCUGGUGUCCUAUCUGACCCUACGGGACACACCUGUCCUGCCCUGAGGAUCAUGGGAAGGUGGAAGAAGUUUUAGACCAGAAAGAGCACAGACGGUUCAAACACAGAUGAGCAUGAGGAGGUUUUUCCAAGUGCACCGGGACGAAGACUACAGUCAGAUCCAGUAUCUGACAGCCAAAUGCACCCGUCUGGCACAUGACAAAGCAAUGCUUGAAAGGGACUUUCUGGUGUCCAGAGAGAAGGAGAGGAAGCUGCAGAAUGAUCUGGAGGCCGUGACCGCUCAACUCUUCCACCAGGAGCAGGCCAACAUGGAGCUCAGGAUGAAGCAGGAUGAACUCAUCAGCACAAUUCACCAGAAACAGGACCUGGUGGACUUGUUGCAGCAGCGUGUGGUCCUGCUGGCGGAGGAGAGCUCCCGUGACGCUGAGCUUCUGCAACAGGUCGGCUCAGAGCUGCUCUGUUUGCAGAGCUCCGAGGUGAAGCUGGAGGGCCUGGUGGAGGAGCUGCACGCUGAGACCCAGCACAGAGCUGCUGUGGCAGAGAACCUCCAGGCAGAGCUGCAUGCUGAGACCCAGUGCAGAGCUGCACUGACAGAGAGCCUCCAGGCGGAGCUGGGCAGUAAAACAGUGGAGGUAGAGAGGCUACAAGACACCAACACAACACUGGCUGAGGAGCUGGAGGAGUUACACAACGCUCAUCAGAAAGAGGUAAGAGAACUGCAGCAGGAGAAAGAGGUGAGUCUGAGGAAACUACAGGAGACAGUGGAGCAGUUUGAGUGGCUGUUUCAGCAACAGUGCUACUGGAUAUGUUGCGUCAAGAGAUUCAAAGACAGCCUGAUGAAGGAGAGAGAGGCUUUGCUGCGACAAGUCAGGAAGUUGAAAAAGAAGGCUGAGAAACUGAAGAAGAUUUUAUAUGACGGUCCCACACACAGCGUCCUCUGCCCCCUACAGGACGCCGAGUGCUGCGACAGCAGUAUAACAUCGUGGAAUCCAGAUGCAGUGGCUGACCUGGAGUCUCGGGUGGAGGAGUCAAACACGUUGUAUGAGGAGCUCUAUGACCAGGCAGGGAGCCCUAUCAGCAGAUACCAAAAACCUCCUUGAGGACAGAGGCCUGGAGCCUGGACUCAUCUUCUUUUUCUCUUCCCACCUUCUGCAAACCAGAAGAUAACUGCUAGACAUUUGUGUGUGUGGUUAACCUUAAGGAAUACUUCCAGUCAUUGUCAAGAAAACCCCCAAAAACUCUGGAAAAACAUACCUGUGAAACCGCACAUUCACUCUUCUUUCUCCUCUAUUGUUCACCUGUCUUAAAAAGAAUCUGCUUCAUGAUAUAUGACUAAAUUAAACACUGUACAUUGUGCUUCUGUCCUCUUUUUGCUGUGACACAUGCAUAUCACAUGUGCCUAGACAUCUUUGGCCACAAUUUCCUGUAAUUGUCUAUUAUGCAGACCUUGUAAUCAACACUACUAACAAGAGAAAAGGCACCUGAAUAAGUUCUUUUGUUGUUUUGCCAAUGAGUCCUCACAGGGAAACCAGCAGCUGGCGCGCAGAGGAAACAACAAACGUGUUGUUUCAACCAAAAUGAGGCUCUACUGAUUGUUCCCCCAUUGAGAAUCUGCUACUUCGUGACUCUGAUCACCAGAUCAUUUCACUUAUCAUUUGGCUUUCUCUUGUCAGUAAGAACCUAGCGAGUACACAGGAGACAUUAUUUCCUCUCAUUAAUGAUGAUGAUCCAGACGCUCCAUCACAUGUGAACCAUAUGAUGUACACAUGGUGUAAAGGCAACAAUACUUUACAGAUUGGUUUGGGCCAAGAUAUUUAAAGCAUGUACUUUAUCUACAUAUUCACGAUAUAUAAAGAGUUGAUUCAAUAUUUUGCAACUGUGGAUGUUUGAAAUAAAAAUAGAGUGAUGGGAAGUGACAAUAAAGGAAUUUAUUAAAGAAAGCAGCUAUGUUGCAUCAUAGAUCUUCAUCAGGCAUUGAAAGUGUUUCUCCCAAACACUUUCCUCUCUCUUUCCCUUUAAAUGUUCUUUAAAUCUUAAAAUAUUUUUUGUAGUUAUCGUCAGUUAUUUUCCUACAAGGUACAUUUAUUGGUCUUUUUAUGCAUGUAUUUCACAACCAUGUCUCAUAAGAAUUUUGUUUAUGUACAACCAAUUCAGAUGAGAAGUUCAGGAACAUUUUUAGAAAUGUAACUCUGCCAAGAAUGCACUUUAAUGAACAGUAUGAGGAAAUGUUUAUAUUGAUAAUAUCUGCAAAAUGUUGUCUACGUACCUCAUUUGCAUUCUGACAACUGAAGCCUAACGGAUGUUUUUAUGGUCAUGUUUGCAUACAACACAGUGAACCAGGUUAAGGUUAGGGAAAGAUUGGGGUUUUGGUUAAAUAUUGAAAAACAACUCUGACUGGAUGCACGCAACUGGACACAGGAAGUGAACCUUGAUGUCUCGUGCCCCGUGUGUUACACACAAAUAUAUUCAAUAAAUAAAUAAAGUCUUGGUAAGCUUAUGUUUAUGGUUGAGAAAAACUUUUAAAGCAGAUACUUUCCACUAACUCUUGUAAAUAUUUUUCAGCCUGGGGUUUAGUUCAGCAUGUUAGUCAUCUACCAAAACACUGAAUUUCAUUAACUCCCCGUUUGUGAUAAUUAGGGUGAACACUGAAGUUAAUCCUAGA